Messenger RNA from Aspergillus japonicus CBS 114.51, 1312 nucleotides. RefSeq lists its product as uncharacterized. NCBI's taxonomy places the organism in Eukaryota, Fungi, Ascomycota, Eurotiomycetes, Eurotiales, Aspergillaceae. The transcript has a single exon. Bases 1 to 1140 code for a protein of 379 amino acids. Gene Ontology annotation, molecular function: IgE binding. The record is from RefSeq and is a predicted model, not a curated record. Gene Ontology annotation, cellular component: extracellular region.
AUGCAGUGGAAAUCACUCCUUCUUUACGGUGCCAUCGCCGAAUCGGCCCUGGCUCGUACUCACGGCCACCAGCGCCGUCACCCCCACGGCCACGGCCAUGCCGAACGUGUCCCGGAGGCACACCUGGCUGCCCGUGAAGUCGUUGUGGAGACUGUGGUCAACUACCACACCAUCACACUCACCAGCACUGUGACCGGUGCAGCACCCACCGUCACCACCCAUGAGGAAGCGGCCACCACCACGGCCGCAGCCGCCGCCACCACCUCCGCCAGCGACGCCGCCGCUUUCGUCGAGCUCGACCUCAACGAGGACCUCGCCAUCAGCGCCAGCCUCAGCCUCGGCCUCUCCAUCGGUGGCUCCGAAGCCACCACCACCACCUUCAGCACCAGCACCCACUCCAAGACCCACGCUCACACCACUAGCACCAGCACCACCUCCUCCGCCGCCGCCGCCAGCAGCAGCGCCGCAGGCGUCAGCUCGGCGUGGUACACCUACCCGACCAGCGGGGUCUACUCGACCAGCGGAUUCGGCGAACGCAGCAACACCACAAGCAGCAGCGGCGACACCUACGUGGGCAACGUGGGCGUCCCCUGGGGCAGCAACAUUAUCGAGGUCAGCGCCAGCGAAGCGUGGCAGUACAAGUACGUGGUGCAGUUCACGGGGCAGAACAGCGCGGACUGGUUUGUGAGCAUCUGGAACAAGAUCGGGCCCGACGGGGCAGACGAUGGGUUCUUCGGCCACUCAGCCCUCAACUUCACGCUGAGCUCCGGUGAGACACGCUAUGUCGCCUUCGACGAGAACUCGCAGGGUGGCUGGGGCGCCGCCGAGGGCGACAGCCUCCCCACCAACGACUACGGCGAGUACUCGUGCACCUGGGGCGAGUUCGACUUCGGUGACGAGGAGAACGACAGCUGGUCCGGCUGGGACGUCAGUGCCAUCGUCCCCGAGGAGGCCGACCAGACCAUCCAGGGCAUGAAGAUCUGCCGCCACGGCACCACCACCGGCUGCUCGUACAUCACCUCCGGCGGUGGUACCGUCGAGAACGCCUACACCCCCUCCGAGAGCUCGGUCGGUGGCAUCGGUGGCUCCGUCACUGCUGGUCCCCUGCGUCUCGCGGCUGUGAUUGAUUACUCUGGGUGAAUGUAACCCCGGUUGGGGUUGAGGUGGGGUCGGUGGAUGAGUUGUAUAUACACACUUCCGGCCUUGACUUCUUGCUGUAUAUUCACUGUCGAUGUUGAUAUCAUGACGUAUAUAACUGGGACACCAGUGCGAGAGUCGCGUUGAGUCUAUUUGUUCUCGUGUUGAUACCUCU